AUGCAAGUGAUAAUACAACCUCCUUUUCCUAAAAGACUUAUCAAAUUCAAAAAGGAUGAAGAUGAGAAGGAACCCCUUGAGCUCUUUUCCAAAAUAGAGAAAAAGUUGGUUGGUAAUGAGAGAACAAGUGUGGGAGAAAAUAUCUCAAUUGUUUCACAAAGGAAAUUACCCCCUAAAUGCAAAGAUCAAGGUAUGCUUGCUAUCUCAUGUAAGAUUGAUGGUAUGGAUGAUAAGAGAGCUAUGUGUGAUUUAGGUGCUUCCAUUAAUGUUAUGCCUUUGUCUAUUUACAAUUCUUUGAAUAUUCCCUUGAACAAGACUUCUGUAAUUAUUCAACUUACUGAUAAAUCUAUGGUUUAUCUUAAAGGUGUUUUAAAGAACAUUUUAGUUCAAGUUGGUGGGUUAGAUUUUCUUACUGAUUUUUAUAUUUUCGAUAUUAAAGAGGAUAAGUCUUCUAAUUUUUCAGACAUAUUAUUUGUAAUACCCUACUAG
Molecule: messenger RNA, 489 nt
Organism: Manihot esculenta (cassava)
Lineage: Eukaryota; Viridiplantae; Streptophyta; Magnoliopsida; Malpighiales; Euphorbiaceae
Exons: 1
Coding region: 1-489 (162 amino acids)
Source: RefSeq, a predicted model, not a curated record